GCCAGUCCGUCUGGGUCUCAUUCCGGCGAUGGGCGAUGGAGUCAGGAAUCCAGCACGUUCUGAAAAGUGGGGUCGCAUGCGGUUUUGAUCCUGAAAAACGAGAGUCGCGCCCCACCCCACACUCUUACCCCGAAAAGGAAUCCUCUACUCUGCUGCGCACUAGUGCCAAGAGAACACCGCGCUUCUGCCUAAACCGUCUCCAAGCAUCAGAAGGCGCGGAGCCUUCUCUGACGUCCAGGCAGGCACCCUGGGCUCCCUGAUUCCCAGAGCCACCCUCGUUCCGCAGGUGCCAAUUGGGUGAUUCAGGGGCACCCAUCUUCCCAGCCCGAGCAAAACCCGGAGAGGUGGAAUCGGUCGCCAGGAGCGCCAGGGCGGCCACUGGGCAUGCUCUGUCGUCGGACAGGUUCGGGGCUGCCAGCGGCGGUGCGUUGUGCCGGUCCUACUGUUCCUCCCCAGGGCGGGUGCGCGAUGGCGGCUGCGAGCGCCUGCGAGAGCAGCGGUGGCAGCAGCGACACGUCCAGCACGGGCGAGGAGGAGCGGAUGCGGCGACUCUUCCAGACGUGCGACGGCGACCGCGAUGGGUACAUCAGCAGGAAUGACUUGCUGAUGGUCUGCCGACAGCUGAAUAUGGAAGAGUCGGUGGCUGAGAUCAUGACCCAACUGGGCACAGACGAAAGCGGGAAGGUAUCCUUCCAGGACUUCACAAGGUGCCACCGGCAGCUGGUUCAAGAAAUCCGGAAGGAGGAAAUGGACCUUUCCCUGAAGCCAGGCAAGUGCAGCCAAGGGAAGCUGAGGGAUAGAAUCGCAUCCUGGCCCACAAGCAGUGACAACAGCUUGGGUGCUUUGUCAGCCGCCAGGGAGAACUGGGAGUAUGAUCCCGGUGCCAGAGACCUCCAGAGCCCAGACUUGCAGAGCCGGCUGCCCUUCCAGAAGCUGCUGGAGUGUGGUGGAAGCUCUUUGCCUGAGCCAGCUGUCCUCCACAAGCUUCUCACACAACCUCCGCAUGUUGGCACCUCUACGGGCGGAAGCUAUCUAGAGCUGGCCCGCACUCUCCACUUGGCAGCCCUGGCAUCACUCAAGGGAGACAUAGUAGAGCUGAAUAAACGUCUACAGCAAACAGAGCGGGAACGAGAUCUUCUGGAAAAGAAGUUGGCCAAGGCGCAGUGCGAGCAGUCCCACCUCAUGAGAGAGCAUGAAGACGUCCAGGAGCGCACAACCCUUCGCUAUGAGGAGCGUAUCACAGAACUCCACAGCAUCAUUGCAGAGCUCAACAAGAAGAUAGACCGCCUGCAAGGCACCACCAUCAGGGAGGAAGAUGAAUACUCAGAACUGCGGUCAGAGCUCAGCCAGAGUCAACAAGAGGUCAAUGAGGAUUCCAGAAGUAUGGACCAAGACCAGACCUCUGUGUCCAUCCCUGAAAACCAGUCCACUAUGGUCACUGCUGACAUGGAUAACUGCAGUGACCUGAACUCGGAGCUGCAGAGGGUCCUGACGGGGCUGGAGAGUGUUGUCUGCGGCAGGAAGAAGAGCAGCUGCAAUCUCUCUGUAGCCGAGGUGGACAGGCACAUCGAGCAGCUCACCACAGCCAGCGAGCACUGUGACUUGGCCAUUAAGACAGUUGAGGAGAUUGAGGGAGUUCUUGGUCGGGACCUGUAUCCCAACCUGGCUGAGGAGCGGUCCCGGUGGGAGAAAGAGCUGGCUGGAUUGCGGGAAGAGAAUGAAAGUCUGACAGCUAUGCUGUGCAGCAAGGAAGAGGAGCUGAACCGGACCAAGGCCACCAUGAACGCCAUCCGUGAGGAGCGGGACAGGCUCCGGAGAAGGGUCCGAGAGCUCCAAACUCGACUGCAGAGUGUCCAGGCCACUGGACCUUCUAGCCCUGGUCGCCUCACUUCUGCCAAUCGGCCGAUCAACCCCAGCACCGGAGAGCUAAGCACCAGCAGUAGCAGCAAUGACAUCCCCAUCGCCAAGAUUGCUGAGAGAGUAAAGCUAUCAAAGACAAGAUCUGAAUCGUCAUCUGAUCGGCCAGUCCUGGGGUCAGAAAUCAGUAGCAUUGGGGUUUCCAGCAGCGUGGCAGAACACCUGGCCCACUCUCUUCAGGACUGCUCCAACAUCCAGGAAAUUUUCCAAACACUCUACUCACACGGAUCUGCCAUCUCUGAAAGCAAGAUUCGAGAGUUUGAGGUGGAAACAGAACGGCUGAAUAGCCGCAUUGAGCACCUCAAAUCCCAAAAUGAUCUCCUCACCAUAACCCUGGAGGAAUGCAAAAGCAAUGCCGAGAGGAUGAGCAUGUUGGUGGGAAAAUAUGAAUCCAACGCCACAGCGCUGAGGCUGGCCUUGCAGUACAGUGAACAGUGCAUAGAAGCCUAUGAACUCCUACUGGCACUGGCUGAGAGCGAGCAGAGCCUCAUCCUGGGGCAAUUCCGGGCAGCUGGCGUGGGCUCCUCCCCUGGAGACCAGUCAGGGGAUGAGAAUAUCACGCAGAUGCUCAAGCGGGCUCACGACUGCCGGAAGACCGCGGAGAAUGCCGCCAAAGCCCUGCUGAUGAAGCUGGAUGGCAGCUGCGGGGGAGCCUUCGCUGUGGCUGGCUGCAGCGUCCAGCCCUGGGAGAGCCUGUCCUCCAACAGCCAUACCAGCACCACCAGCUCCACAGCCAGCAGCUGUGACACGGAGUUCACUAAGGAAGACGAGCAGAGGCUGAAGGAUUACAUCCAGCAGCUCAAGAACGACAGAGCGGCUGUCAAGCUGACCAUGCUGGAGCUGGAGAGCAUCCACAUCGACCCGCUCAGCUAUGACGUCAAGCCCAGGGGCGACAGCCAGAGGCUGGACCUGGAGAAUGCCGUGCUGAUGCAGGAGCUGAUGGCCAUGAAGGAAGAGAUGGCUGAGCUGAAGGCACAGCUGUACCUGCUGGAGAAAGAGAAGAAGGCCCUGGAGCUGAAGCUAAGCACGAGGGAAGCCCAGGAGCAGGCCUAUCUGGUGCACAUCGAGCACCUCAAGUCCGAGGUGGAGGAGCAGAAGGAGCAGAGGAUGCGGUCUCUGAGCUCCACAAGCAGCAGCGGCAAAGAGAAGCCUGGCAAGGAGUGUGCUGAUGCUGCCUCCCCAGCUUUGUCAUUGGCUGAAGUAAGGACAAGCAGUGACAGUGACCUGGCCACAGAGUUUGCCAGUGCCAUCCGACGGGAGAAGAAACUGAAGGCCAGAGUUCAAGAGCUGGUCAGCGCCUUGGAGAGACUCACCAAAAGCAGUGAGAUCAGACACCAGCAGUCAGCAGAGUUUGUUAAUGAUCUGAAGCGGGCCAACAGUAACCUGGUGGCUGCCUAUGAGAAAGCAAAGAAGAAGCAUCAGAACAAGCUGAAGAAGUUGGAAUCUCAGAUGAUGGCUAUGGUGGAGCGCCACGAGACCCAAGUGAGAAUGCUCAAGCAAAGAAUAGCUCUGCUGGAGGAAGAGAAUUCCAGGCCACACACCAACGAAACCUCGCUUUAACAGGCAAUCAGGCCCUGAAGUCCUGCCCCAUGGGGCAAAAACUCCAGCAGCUCCGAAGUCCUCUGCAGAGAAAGGGCCCAAGGAAGGGGAACACUGCAUCGAGGUCACGGGCUCCACUCCUGGCCUGAGUGGUCAGGAUGGCACUGUGGAUUAUGGAUGCACAGGCUCCCGAUGCUCCAGGACUGGCCACAAAGGGCAUCGGCAAUGGCUCCAGCUAAGUGCAUUGCCAUGUCGUUUCUGUUCUUACCGCUCAAGUUCUCACUUGCUCUGUAGCGUUUCGGUUUAUGUGGAUUCCUGAGCCUUUUUUUUUUUUUAACUUUUAUUUUUAUUUUUUGCUUUUCAUAGACUUUUUUUUUUUUUCAACUUCCUCCUCCAAGGGGAAGGUGACAAGUGUUUUGUGUGUCUCCAGCAUCUAGGACUGGCAGUCCAUCACAGCAAGGCUCUGGCUUCCAGGUCCUAGGGCACCAGAUUCCUGAGAUACAAUCAAAUAGAGGGGUUAGUUGGGAGUGACAGAUCAUAGGAUGGCACAGCGUCACUGGUCAUCCCAGACACACCAGUUUCAAAUAGAGCAUUGUCAAGGCUGUGUGUAGAUAGUUCUGCACUGGACAAAAACCAGCUCUUUUUAUUUUACAGCAAAGGCUGGGAUUGAAGCUGUUUUAAUUCUUGUCUAAUACGCUUGACGUAUGUAGUGAAGCCAAGAUUUUACCAGGGGUUUCUUCCAGGGCAGAGAAGAAAGCUCUAUUAGUUCUUUCCCAGUCCCAGGGCACUGCAGUUCCUAUUCUGAAUCAAAACCUGGCUACUAGAGUACCUGACUCUCUAAGGGCAAGAGGCUGUGCACUGUUGGACACUGAGGAGACCCUUAAUGUUGUACAAGAUGGUUCCUACCUAUUUAAUAGAGUGCCACUGAACCUUCAGUCCCCAACAUCAUGAAGGGGAUUGGGCAAAGGAAUGGCUGAGAGGCUUCCUAUUCUGUCCCCUCUAGAUGCGGUGAUCUCAAACAAAAUGGUGGCUGGGAGACACGACCUACGUACCUACACUCCUCUAGGGAGGCAUCCUUGAGUCCUGUUUUCUGCUGUAGCCUUCACCAUUUUACCUUCUGCUGUUCAGGUAUUUAUGGGCACAAUUAAAGAACAGCUUGGCUCUUUUUCACCUGUAGCCCCCAAUAUGCUACCCAACUGUUACGGGAAAUGGGUUCUACUCUGGGUGAACGAGAUGGAAGACGCUGAGCCUAUGACCUUGGUGGUGCUGCAGACUCCAGCUAAGUUUCUCAGCCUUCUGGGCACAAGGGAAAGAUGCUCGGGCCUUCCACAGUGGCUAGCCCCCAAAGCUCGACAGCCCUUCGUUCUCAGACUAGUGCCAAGCUCUAUUCAUCCUUCAGACAGACAUGUGACUGGUUUGAGUCAAGGCCUAGCUCUUGAGUGUUGAUGGCGUUCUAGUCUUUUGUCAGUACCUGUGCCCCAUUUUCUCAGUGUUCACUCCUGAGGUAAAGGUGUAACAUCUACUGGCCCCCCCCCCCCCCCAGCACCGCAGUCAGUUUCUCAGCCAUCUUCAGGAACUGCCUGCCCCCAAGCAGGCAAACUGGGCUGGGCGCGGCUGUCCUGACUGAGACACCACAUUCCAGGUAAGGGAUGAUUGCCGGGCUUCCUGUUCUGUCCACCUAGAUGCAGGGAACAGCAUUUGCUACUCUGAUGAAUCACAAUCAGGAUGCUUAACUGGAAGGGGAAGCUGAAGCAGGGAUGCUAGUCGGCCUGCUGAGAACCUAGGCUUCUAGGUCUAUAGUUCCUCCACAGAAAAAGACCCAAAGCAACAAUCCUACCAGGCCUUAGUCCGAGUUUCCAAGUAAAUAAAUAUAUGGUGACUUAUAAAAACCAUGUGCCAGGCUAAAAUGCCACAUUUUUAAAUAAGUGGUAUAGGGUUAUGCAAUCUUUUCCUUGUAAUUUUCAAUCUUUGAGGGUUGAAGCAGCAGACAUCUGAUUGUGUGAAUUGUUGCACUGAUUAAAUACACGACAGCAGGUGCCUGAGUAAUUUUUCUUUUUGUUUAACCUGGCUCUUCCAAACCUACUUUUAAAUAGGAAAUGGUUUCCAUUAACAUGUUAUUAUGGUGAACAAAAUUAUCUUUAUUUUAAUUUCUAUGAGGCGUAAAGCCUUCAGAAUUUCUUAUUUUUGAAACGCCACCACCAGCACCCAAAGUCUUUAGUGGUCUCUCUCUUUAGGCAGUCACUUUUGCUAAAGCCAAUUUUGGCUCAUAAGAAAAUAAGCAGAGCACACAGGUCCAUGAGGAACCACUUGAAGGUUACUUUGAUCUAUACUCCCCAUUCUGAGCCGAGGCAGACAAACCCAAGUAGGGCAGCAGUCCUAGGAGACAACAUCCAUCCAUAGCUGACUCUGGUCUGCAGCUGUGGCCUCAUGUGCACCAGCCACACUUGCCCUGUGACAUGAAGAGUCUACAGUGGACUCACAGUUAAGACUGUCAUGGGACAGACAAUCAGACAGCUGAGGUCCAUUUUAUCCUUAGCUCUGUAUCAUACAUACUCAAGGUCUAAGUGAAUGUCACGUGACCCAUGCCCAUCUGCUGACGUGGCACAUUUCCUAAUAUGUGUGUGUAGCCUGACACUUUAGGUUUUGCUAGCCAAGGUGCUUAGUCCUCCUUUCAAAUGUGUGUACUUACAAGGUCUUCCUGAGCUGUAGCGAACUUUGCAAGGGCUUUGGAAAACUCUGAAAGGGAGCUUUGGCAUGGUUCUAUAAAAAAACAGUUCAAGCCACAGCCAUAGGUUUUAUUUAUCCCAAAACGUGUUAAGGGGCUGAGUAACCUUACCACCGUGAGGGAAACAGACUACUGGAUGUCUUCUAAUUCCUACAGACAUUACCUGAACAUGGGAAGGGGGAAAUAUCUUAGUUUGCUGCAGGGCUGGAAUGCCUGUAGCACUGGCACGAACUGAGAACCACCAGGCUUCUGUAUUUCUGUAUCCCCCUAUGCACUGUGCCCCCCCACAUCAAAAAACUAUAUGCAAUGAUUUAAGUUGUGUGAACUACUUCAGAGCUACCAGGAGUCCGGGUUAUCACUUCAUGUUUUAAGUGAAAGGCAGAGAAAAGCAUCAAAAUAGUAACAAAACCCCCACUAUUUGUCAAAACACUUCCUCCCAUAAAUGCUUUCAAUUAUGAAUGUUUAACUCAGAGUAUGUCCCAGUCAUCAUACGAACACAGUGCCCUAAGUAAAACAAGCAAACAACACCAGUGUUCCCUCAGCGUACAGUGUCAACUACUGAAUUACACUUAUUUUUUUAGAGGCCAACAGAGAACAAACUCACUGUUAGCUAGAAUUUCUGCCCUCAGAAAUGGUCCUAGGGAGGGAGCAGGGUACAAAAGCUUAAGUAGCAUUAGUAUUUUCUUUCUAUUUUACACUGUAGCUUCUAGAACAAGAUCUAACUUGUGGGAAAAAAAUCAGCAAUUAAUUUUGUGUUCAGCAAUAGAACAGCUUGCAAAUUCUGUAGAGCAGGCAUGGCUUGCCAUAAAAACAUCUCUACCUUUGAGAUGUGUGCACAAAUGAACCCGUGUUUAUACAUAGAUCAGGUUGAAGUCUCUGAACCUGUGGCCUCCUAUUUCACUUAGCUUUAUUUUCUAAACACCUUUGCACUCCUGCCAAUAGUCUAUCUGACCUGAGAUGCUGUGACCCUGGCAUACCUGAGCACUCUUUACAGAGGAGGACAUUUUCAUAUAUAGGCAAGUGCUACAAUUUUGGUCAUCUAGUAUAAUAAUAACACAUCAUCUGAUAUCUCACAAAUGUUUAAAAAUAAAAAAAGCUAGGUCCCAGAAUCAAUGAUAACACCCAGGAGCUAGCAUUUGAUCUUCCCAACCUCUCAUCUGAUAAUUACUGACCAGGCCUGCUCAUCCUAAGUUCUGUAGAAAACUCCACACCCAUACAGACGCUCUGGUUAGAUAAUGUUUCUGUUCUAUUGUUCACCUUUUGGAAAAUAUUGUUUGUCGAGUCUGUAGCGUUCCUUUGCAAUGCUCCGGUCAGGACACCCCCCCUUAAGAGCCCUGAGAGCCAAACUUUGUCAG
This is a messenger RNA of Myodes glareolus (Bank vole), 7536 nucleotides long. Lineage: Eukaryota; Metazoa; Chordata; Mammalia; Rodentia; Cricetidae. The record is from RefSeq and is a predicted model, not a curated record.